Epinephelus moara (kelp grouper) is the source of this 1198-nucleotide messenger RNA. Its product is annotated as olfactory receptor 4P4-like. The record is from RefSeq and is a predicted model, not a curated record. Gene Ontology annotation, cellular component: membrane. The transcript has a single exon. Gene Ontology annotation, molecular function: olfactory receptor activity; G protein-coupled receptor activity. The coding region runs from base 275 to 1198 and encodes 307 amino acids. Lineage: Eukaryota; Metazoa; Chordata; Actinopteri; Perciformes; Serranidae. Gene Ontology annotation, biological process: G protein-coupled receptor signaling pathway.
CAUACGUUCAUUGUUCAGGAGGUUCACUAGACCAAGCAGCCUUUUGGGUUCCUCUAAGUAAGUACUGUAUAGAAUAAUGGGACUGGGAGGAUGGUGUAGGUUUAAAUUUAUUAGACAAGUACAUAUACACCAACAAGACAGUGCACAAGAAAGUUUGUUUUCAUUCAUAGGCUUCAUUGUCUUUCCAUCAAUACCUGGUGGGCCGGACUAGGCUCAAAAUGCCCGGGCCGAUUUUUUGUCCCAGUCCAGCCCUGGUGACAGCUGAUAGACUUUAAUGGAUAAUGUCUCUGUACUAACCUUUUUUGUGCUUUCAGGAUUAAAUUACACAGUGCAGCACCGAAUCAUUAUCUUCACUCUGACUUUACUGUGUUACUCAGUCAUUUGGAUAUUAAAUGCUGCUCUCAUCAUAACCAUCAUUGUGGACAGAAAACUUCAUGAGCCUAUGCAUAUAUUCUUGUGUAAUCUGUGUAUUAAUGGACUUUAUGGAACAGCAGGCUUUUACCCCAAAUUCCACAUGGAUCUUCUGUCUACCACUCAUGUCAUCUCUUAUGCUGGAUGCCUUCUGCAGGGUUUUGUGUUGCACUCUUCCACUAGUGCUGAGUUUUCUUUUCUAGCUGUGAUGGCCUAUGACAGAUAUGUGGCUAUAUGUCGUCCUCUGGUGUACCACUCUGUGAUGACCAAACAGAGAGUUUGUGUGUUUGUACUUUUUGCUUGGCUUAUACCCAUUUAUUUGGUGUUCAUGGGUUCAGUAACAACAUCAAAAUCAAGGUUAUGCGGCUCACACAUACCAAAAAUCUACUGUAUAAAUUGGCUGAUUGGUAGACUAGCUUGUUCUGCCUCCAUAGCAAACAUUGCGAUCCCAGCUUUUAAUUAUACUUUUUUUUCUGUUCAUUUUGUCUUUAUUAUUUGGUCUUAUGUAUAUCUGAUCAGAACAUGUCUAAUAUCCAGAGAAAACAUGACAAAGUUUAUACAAACAUGUCUGCCACAUUUGUUAUGUUUACUAAUUUUUUCUGUGUGUUUGCUUUUUGAUUUGUUGUAUGUGCGAUUUGGCUCAAAAGAUUUACCACAAAGUGCCCAGAACUUUAUGGCAAUUGUAUUUCUCCUCAUUCCUCCACUGUUCAAUCCCCUUAUAUAUGGUUUCAAAUUGACACAAAUAAGAAAUAGAAUUAUGGAGUUUCUGUGCUGUAAACAUCUCUAG